AUGCUCCCUAAAGGAAUCGGUGAUAUAGAAAAGGCAUAUCAAGAUACUUGCCAAGACUUGGAGCUUCUAGGAAGAUGCAUCGCAACAGGCAAGAAAGCAUUGAGCAAGAAGGACGUUGUCGACACAAUGCUGGCCGACGUUGAAUCAUAUGCCACCAUUGAUAGUGACUUCCAAUGUUAUUGGAGAACAACCAAGUCCGUGCUAGAUGGCGGGUAUAGGCUUGCCAAGCAAUUGCGGUCACUGGAAUUUGCGAAGCGAUGGGAGAUGAUAAACGAAGUUUGGAUUGAAAUGCUUGCUCAUGCUGCAGCCCAUUGUCCAUGGAAAGAACGUGCUCAACAACUGAGAAGAGGUGGAGAGUUGCUCACUCAUGAGGAGCAACGACAAUGUGUUUUGGCCAUAGGAAGGUACGAGCUAGGUAAUGCAGACAUAUCACUGUCAAUUGCUGAUGAGGAGGUGAAAGAACUUCAAAGAGUGGCAGCAAAUAAAGAGAGAGAGCUUGAGCACAAAAAUGAAGAACUCGAGCGUAAAGACCGAGAGCUUGAGCAUUUGCGAUCUCUGUUAGCCGCAUCAACUCAACCGCAGCGACUCGAUGCACUUCCAGGAGGUUCGUCAGCACAAAGUGAUAAUCAAGGGACUGGUGAUAAGAUCAUAUUAAGCGUUCAAUAA
This is a messenger RNA of Dovyalis caffra, 666 nucleotides long. NCBI's taxonomy places the organism in Eukaryota, Viridiplantae, Streptophyta, Magnoliopsida, Malpighiales, Salicaceae. The record is from the annotation of a GenBank genome assembly.